AUGGAUAAAUUUUUACACACCGCACGUAAGACCCCUUCUCCAGCCAUGGCAGCCAGACAGAGGGAUAGGAAAUUGAAGAACACGCAAGAAAUCGUUACUGACAUACAACCAAUAUUGGCAAAUGCAUCAGUGCUACAAGAAGCAACAAGGUGGUUACAUCUUCUUCUGUGGGUAUUUGUGAUUCCACUGAUUGUGUCAGCACUUCGCAGCCCCCGGAGACCAAGAGACGAGGAUGCUGUGGCAAAGUUACCAAAAGAUUGCAGUGAGAUUCCCCUCUACAAGGAAAGCGGAGUGUAUGUUAUUCAACCCAAGGGAUUGCAUCCAUUGGUUGUAUACUGUGAUAUGAAAACCAAGAGCGGAGGAUGGAUUGUCAUUCAGCGCAACAGUUUUAACUCAGAGAUUACCUGGGAUGAGUCCUGGAGCACUUACAAGUAUGGCUUUGGCAAUGUGCAGAGUGAUUACUGGUUGGGGGCAGAGUAUCUUCAUUAUAUCACCAAGCAAAAGGUGUAUCAAGUACGUUUUAUCAUCAAUGACACUAACAAUAUAGAGAAGUAUGCUGACUACAACUUUUUCAGUGUGGAGGAUGAAGCCCAUGGCUACACAUUGCGACUGGGCAGUUACACGGGCACAGCAGGGGAUGCCAUGUCUUCUAUGACUACUGGAACCACACAUGACAAUAUGAAAUUCACAGCCAAGGACAAAGACCAGGACAUACAUAGUGCCAACUGUGCUGCAAGUAAUGGGGGAGCAUGGUGGUACGCUGCCUGUUAUGCCUCCAGACUUAACAUUAAAAAUGGCAUCUACUGGUCUGGACUGUGCAAUGGAAACUGUAAAGCAUCGUCCAUGCUUAUCCGGCCUGCAGACUAUUGUGUUUAA
This is a messenger RNA of Bombina bombina (fire-bellied toad), 876 nucleotides long. Its product is annotated as fibrinogen-like protein 1-like protein. Bases 1 to 876 code for a protein of 291 amino acids. The record is from RefSeq and is a predicted model, not a curated record. Lineage: Eukaryota; Metazoa; Chordata; Amphibia; Anura; Bombinatoridae. The transcript has 3 exons.